GCAACGAUCUCACGUUAUUGUUGAGGCAACCUCACUCAAUCCGCAAGAACUCCUCCGGGAUCCCUAUUUCAUUCCCCCAAUUUCAUGAUCUCAUGCCGAAGCUGGUGGGAACUCUCAUCCAAGCUUUGAACUUACUACGCAGGCAGUGUGCUGUUGAAAGAAACAACAGCACCACAAUGAUGGCUUUUCGAAACUCCAAUCCAGUCUCGCCCUGGAAGCCUGGUGAACCUGCACAUCAAGCAUACUUCACCUUCUUCAAUAGCGCCUGGCAACCAGCUGUGACUUCCAAGACAGCACAUGCUUCCACAGCCGAGACCCUCGUAUCCUUCUCAGUCUUGUCCUGGAACAUCGAUUUCAUGAGGCCACUGCCGAAUGCGCGAAUGGAAGCUGCUCUAAAACACCUCGAGCUUAUAGCUGGGUUAGCCAACCAGAGCGUCAUCAUGCUGAAUGAAAUGGUGAGUGGGGAUUUGGAGCUGAUCAAAAAGGCCGACUGGGUGAGACGGGACUACAGUAUAACCGAUGUCUCGGUCGACAACUGGGAAAAUCCAGGAUAUGGCACAUGCAUGCUCGUCCCCAAGGCCAUGCAAAUCAAGGAUGUGUUUCGCGUUCAUUAUGAGGAUACCGCGAUGCAACGCGAUGCGCUCUUUGUCGACGUCGCCCUGCCAAAUAACAGAACGCUUCGCCUUUGCACCACUCACCUAGAGUCGCUGGUGGCGACUCCGCCAAAGCGACCUUCCCAGCUCGCCACUGCGGCCAAGUACCUGCACCAGGCACAUGCCGGCGUCCUUGCGGGAGAUCUCAACGCGAUUGAGCCAUUUGAUCGGACCCUGCAUCUGGACAACCAUCUCAAAGAUGCAUAUCUCGAGAAUGGUGGUGGGGAAGGCGCAGUGGAGGGAAUGACGUGGGGCCAGAUGGCUCAUACCUGGCAGCGUGAACGCUUCGGCCUUAGUCGGAUGGACAAGAUCCUGUUUUGCGGUGGGCUCCAAGUUAUGAAUUUUGUGACAUUCGGGAGGGACGUCCAAGUAGAGAAGGAGAGCGAUCGGGAGCAGCUUAUGCGUCCAGGGGGACUCGAAAAAGCUUGGGUAACUGACCAUCUCGGCGUCAAGGGAGAUUUCCGCAUUGUGUUGCCCGAAACGGAGCCUUCAGUAGCCUAGUUCAGCGUUUCUUGCGAUAGAUGCUAGAUACGGAGUAGUUCGAGUGCUUAAGGGCAUGAUUGUGUCUUCGGCUCUUUGAAUAUGUUGGACGAGUGUCACGCUCAGUGCCGAGGCCGAGUUCUGGGAAAUGGGUAAGUGUACGAUACUAUCCACGAAGGGACGCUGAUUCUUAAGGACUGUAUCAUGGAACGGUAGAGAGAAUGAGGUUGAGGGAACACCCUACAGUCCCCCCCUUGUUUGUUCGUUAGCGCCUGAC
This is a messenger RNA of Canariomyces notabilis, 1410 nucleotides long. RefSeq lists its product as uncharacterized. NCBI's taxonomy places the organism in Eukaryota, Fungi, Ascomycota, Sordariomycetes, Sordariales, Chaetomiaceae. Gene Ontology annotation, biological process: double-strand break repair. The coding region runs from base 453 to 1154 and encodes 233 amino acids. Gene Ontology annotation, cellular component: PML body; cytoplasm. The record is from RefSeq and is a predicted model, not a curated record. Gene Ontology annotation, molecular function: single-stranded DNA binding; 5'-tyrosyl-DNA phosphodiesterase activity. The transcript is spliced from 2 exons.